AUGCCCACCAAAACGUAUCUACAUCACGUAUCUUCAUUGUAUCAACAUUAUAUAUACCCACCACAACAUACCUACAUCAUACGCACCACAACAUACCUACACCAUACCCACCACAAUAUACCUACACCAUACCCACCACAACAUACCUACACCAUUCCCACCACAACAUACCUACACCAUACCCACCACAACAUACCUACACCAUACCCACCACAACAUACCUACACCAAACCCACCACAACAUACCAACACCAUACCCACCACAACAUACCAACACCAUACCCACCACAACAUACCUACACCAUACCCGGCACAACAUACCUACACCAUACCCAGCACAACAUACUUACACCAUACCCACCACAACAUACCUACACCAUACCCUCCACAACAUACCUACACUAUACCCACCACAACAUACCUACAUCAUACCUACAUCGCUGCCCCAUUAUAACACAUUUCCGACACAAUACCCCGCCUGUCCUCGAGGCCAUCAGCUUUUCAAUCGGUCACACCCACACUGAAUGUCACACUCUGUCAUGCUGUGAAGAGGUAGAUUAUGACAGUGAGACCCACAGUUCAUCUUGUGACUAUCAGCCCACAGUUCAUCUUGUGAUUAUCAGCCCACAGUUCAUCUUGGGACUAUCAGCCCAUAGUUCAUCUUGUGACUAUCAGCCCACAGUUCAUCUUGUGACUAUCAGCCCACAGUUCAUCUUGCGACUAACAGCCCACAGUUCAUCUUGUGACUAUCAGCCCACAGUUCAUCUUGUGACUAUCAGCCCAUAG
Messenger RNA from Penaeus indicus, 786 nucleotides. RefSeq lists its product as uncharacterized. The record is from RefSeq and is a predicted model, not a curated record. The transcript is spliced from 2 exons. NCBI's taxonomy places the organism in Eukaryota, Metazoa, Arthropoda, Malacostraca, Decapoda, Penaeidae. The coding region runs from base 1 to 786 and encodes 261 amino acids.